This is a messenger RNA of Amoebophrya sp. A120, 634 nucleotides long. Lineage: Eukaryota; Dinophyceae; Syndiniales; Amoebophryaceae. The record is from the annotation of a GenBank genome assembly.
AUGUGUCAGAGUUGAAAUCGACAAAGUUGAAAUAAUUUGCCAUGCAUAAAAUGGAUGCCAGUUGGAACCCAGUUUCGAAGUGGCGCAAGACAAAUUUCGGCGGUCCCUAAAUCCACUUUGUCAUGCUGUUUAGGCAAAGCAGAGCGAUUUUCUCAUGCUACUUUAGCAGCUCGAGCUGUAACCCCAAACAGGCUUACAAUCGGCCUCACUUGCCUGCUCUGCAACACACGUGCCUCGGGUCAUGCAUUUUACGCAUUACAAGUUAUUUCAACUUUGUUGAUUUCAACUCUGACACAUCCAUACUCCAUCCUCGGCGGCUGGGCAGGAGCCGCCGGCGCAAAGAAUAGAGAUACCUUACGGAGCACAGACUAUUCCUGGCUGGCUGCUUCAUGUUGACCAAGGACAGUUUCUGAAGCAGUUGGAGCAAAAAGAACACCGGAAACGUUCCUAUGGGGAAUUGCUACUACUACUAUGUGGAGAGCAGAGACGACAGCAGUUGCAGUGCCGCCAACAGCAGUGAUGGAUCAGAAUUAUAAAUCUACUACCGUCUAGCUGUUCUAGCGAGUUUUCAUACUGCCCCCCUGAAAAUAAUCAUUGAUUGAAACGCUAAACCCCACUGCCCAAAGAGAAGAAG